AAAAGUAAAAAUAAAAUAGAGUUUCUAUUCUACACCUGUCUUUCUCUUUCAUUCUUUUGUGCAAAAAGAUGGAAUUAGGUGCAUCAUCUUUCUAUGGCUUUGCCAAUGUAAAAGCCCUUACACACAAAAACACAAACACCCUUUCAUCCACUUUCUACCAUAGCUAUUUGAUUUUUUGAUUUCUCUCCCCUUCGGUGAAAGCCUUGAAACCUUUCAGGCUUUUACAGAAGGUGGGAUUUUGACUAGAAAGGGGGUGGUGGUGACUGUUUUGAUUACGGAAAGGUUGAGUUUUUGGUUGAUUAGUGUCUCUAUUAUUGAACCUUGUUCAUCUUCUUUUUGUACAUGAUGGAAAAGUCAAUUUUUUUGUGAAUUUUCUGGUGAAUGUUGUUGAUGGGUCAGAAAAAAAUCAAUCUAGUUUUAUAAGCUUAUUUGCAGCUAGAUAGUUGGAUGAGUUUUGUUUUUAAGAAGGAAAGUAAUUUGUGAAUAAGGUAAGAUGGAGGAAAAUACUAGUUCAUGGUUAAGGAGGGCGAAAUACUCUCAGACAGUGUGUCAUCGUUUGGAUACAUCUAGAUUGAACAAUAUUCCAAUCCGCGAACAAUCGGAACAAAAUUCAAGACCUUCUUCGAAUGUUAAGAACAACCUUUUAGCCAACAAGCAGAGAUCUUUGUCACCUUUGCCCGAAACUUUUCUGAAUGAUGUCUUCAGAGAAGCUAGACAUGAGCAGAAGAGGUUCUCAACGCCUGGUCCUAGGAGGGACAAGAGAAUCAUGGGAAAGGUGUCGAACAAGGAUACUCGAGAAUCACCAAAGGUAUCGAGUACGAAAUUCCUUUCUAGUAGUCCAAAUGGGCAAAAGAUGUUCAAGGACAUUAGCAAGGAUGGUUCAUGGGGUAAGUAUUUUGAAAAUGGCGGCGGCGGUGGUGGAAAGGUCACUGCUUUGGAAACAGCUGAGGAGUGGACUAUUGACAUGUCUAAGCUGUUUCUUGGUCAUAAGUUCGCUCAUGGCGCUCAUAGUAGGCUUUACCAUGGUGUAUAUAAGGAGGAGUCUGUAGCUGUUAAAAUCAUUAGGGUACCUGAUGAUGAUGAAAACGGAGAGUUGGCUUCUAAAUUAGAGAAUCAGUUUGUUAGAGAAGUCACCCUUUUAUCUCGCCUCCAUCAUCGAAAUGUCAUAAAGUUCAUAGCUGCAAGCAGAAAUCCACCGGUUUAUUGUAUUAUCACAGAAUAUCUAUCUGAAGGUUCCUUGAGAGCAUAUUUGCAUAAGUUGGAGCACAAAGCUAUUCCUCUACAGAAGUUAAUAGCUUUUGCUCUUGAUAUUUCUCGUGGAAUGGCAUAUAUACACUCUCAAGGUGUCAUUCAUAGAGACCUUAAACCAGAGAAUGUCCUCAUUGAUGAAGACUUUCGCCUUAAACUUGCUGAUUUCGGCAUUGCUUGUGAGGAGGCAGUAUGUGACUUAUUGGCAGAUGAUCCUGGCACCUACCGUUGGAUGGCACCUGAAAUGAUCAAACGGAAAUCAUAUGGGAGAAAGGUUGACGUGUACAGUUUUGGGCUUAUCUUAUGGGAAAUGUUGACCGGAACAAUUCCCUACGAGGAUAUGAAUCCAAUCCAGGCUGCUUUUGCUGUUGUGAAUAAGAAAUUAAGGCCAGUUAUUCCUUCAAACUGCCCACCUGCAAUGCGAGCUUUGAUCGAGCAAUGUUGGUCGUUGCAACCGGAUAAGAGGCCUGAUUUCUGGCAAAUUGUCAAGGUAUUGGAGCAAUUUGAAUCUUCCCUUGCCCGCGAUGGAACCCUGACUCUGGUGCAGAACCCUCGUUGCCCAGAUCAAAAGAAAGGGCUUCUCCAUUGGAUUCAAAAGCUUGGUCCUGUGCAUCAAAAUAAUGGCCCUAAGCUUAAACCAAAAUUCACAUGAAUCUUUAAAAUGUCCUGGCAUUUCUAGUAAACCAGGUUCUUUGUAAUUAUAAAUGGAAGGUUUGUUUUUGUGGUUAUCUGGUUAUGUCAACUUUAUGACAUUCAUGUGACUGUAAAUUGAUUUUUAGGCAUGCAUAUUAAGGUGAAACAAUCUAUUGUUUACUUCAUGUGCACACACACCAACUAUAAUCAACUUAUGGCAUUGUUUGGUG
Molecule: messenger RNA, 2111 nt
Organism: Medicago truncatula (barrel medic)
Lineage: Eukaryota; Viridiplantae; Streptophyta; Magnoliopsida; Fabales; Fabaceae
Product: serine/threonine/tyrosine-protein kinase HT1
Exons: 4
Coding region: 494-1900 (468 amino acids)
Biological process (GO): protein phosphorylation
Molecular function (GO): ATP binding; protein serine/threonine kinase activity
Source: RefSeq, a predicted model, not a curated record